Penicillium cataractarum is the source of this 765-nucleotide messenger RNA. RefSeq lists its product as uncharacterized. The record is from RefSeq and is a predicted model, not a curated record. Lineage: Eukaryota; Fungi; Ascomycota; Eurotiomycetes; Eurotiales; Aspergillaceae. The coding region runs from base 1 to 765 and encodes 254 amino acids. The transcript has a single exon.
AUGGACAAUGUGAUGAGCAGCCUACCCCCCGAUGUGGGGGCAAUCCUGUGGAAGAACUUCGGGAUUUUGCAGGUUGUCUCCAUGUUCGCAAUAGGCGCGUAUAAUGCAGUCGAGACCGGAAUUGUGGCCUUGGAGACCUUUAAACACUACCGUGGUCUAUAUUUCUGGAGUAUGCAAAUCGCUUCCUGGGGGAUUCUACUGCAUGCGAUUCCAGCUAUGAUCCGUUUUGUCUCCGUUGCCCCAAAUCUGCCAAUGUCCAUCCCCUUUAUCAUCGGCUGGUAUGCCAUGAUCACCGGCCAAGCCUUUGUACUUUAUUCCCGCCUCCAUCUCGUCGUCUCCGACAUCAACAAGCUGAGCUGGGUAUUAUGGAUGAUCGUCAUUAACGCGCUGAUCUUCCACAUUCCCAUGACAGUCCUCUUCUUCAGCCUCAGCAAUAACGCGGCCCUCGCCAGUCCAGCCGCAAUAUUCGACCGCAUCCAACUAACAGGAUUCUGCAUCCAGGAUUUCGUCAUCUGCGGCAUAUACAUCCGCGAAGCCCUCCGCGCACUAGGUCCAGUCCUCGAAGUCCGGGGCAAAGAAGGCCGAAAAGUCAUUAUAAAUCUUAUCUGGGUGAACGUGGUAGUCGUGAUACUCAACUGCCUCCUCAUAAUCACCGAAUACAAACUACAUUACAUCGAAGUCAGUUUCAAAACAGCAGUAUACAGCAUCAAACUCAAACUUGAAUUCUCCGUGCUUAACCGUCUCCGCUCGCUCACCCGCACAUAA